GAGAAGGCUGUUCAAACCAGUGGGGUGGAAGUUGAAUUGAAGUUGUUUUGGUCUUUCAGACCACCACCCAGGCAAAAUGAGAAUCGAAACCUGUUACUUUUGCAGUCGCCCUGCUUAUCCCAGCAAGGGAAUCACCUUUGUGCGAAACGAUGCUAGAGUCUUUCGCUUCUGUCGCAGCAAAUGUCACAAGAACUUCAAGAUGAAGCGUAACCCUCGCAAGCUGAAGUGGACAAAGGCUUUCCGCAAGGCCGCCGGCAAGGAGAUGACUGUCGACUCAACACUGCAGUUCGCCGCCCGCCGCAACGUUCCCGUUCGCUACGACCGAGACCUCAUGGCCAAGACCCUCAAGGCUAUGGAGCGUGUGUCCGAGAUCCGCCAACGCCGUGAGCGCGUCUUCUACAAGAAGCGCAUGGCUGGCAAGCGUGAGCGUGAGCUUGCCCUCGCCCGCAAGCUGGUCGCUGAGAACGAGCACCUCCUGCCCCGCAUGCGCGGCAGCGAGAAGAAGCGCUUGCGCGAUCUGGGCAUGACUGAGGAGGAGAUCGAGGAGAUGGAGCCUGACCGUGAGAAGACCAAGGCCUUCGGCGGCGAGAAGAAGAAGGUCGCCAUUGCGCUCGAGGUUGACGAAGAUGACGAUGACGAUGAGGAGGGCGACAGCGGCAUGUUCGACGAUGAAGACGAUGAGGACGAGGAUGGUGAUGAGGACGAUGAGAUGGAUGAUAUCGAUAUGGAUGCCUAUUGAGUGGGAAAAGUCAUGGGGGAAAGAAUCCGAAAGAGAAAAGUUUUACAUGGCAGAGACAGCGAGAGGUCUACGAGACAGGGCGUUAUGGGUGUUUUUGAUUCGAAGGCAUACCACGGCGUUGGGAUACUAUAGAAAAGCCAUUUUUCUUCGUCAUGAGUUACACACCGACACCAAUUGAUUUGCGAUGUGACUUUGGCGGGAAUGAUUGAUGUUCCAGUAUCCCAAGCCUUAGAAGCCCAAGUUGUUCUUUAUCGUUGCCGCUCUACACACUUUUGACCAAACACUGUUGGUUCCGAAGCUUUUCAGACGGGAGUAGGAAUGAUUGGACAGUUAUUUUAUCUAAGACCAACCGUUGAGGAGAAAAACAGCUGCUGAGCCGGAACGUGCGGGGAACUAGGUAGAUUAGGAAGACAUUGAAGAUCAAGAAUGAGAUCUCAUGACCCAUGCCAAAUUAGGUGAUUGG
This is a messenger RNA of Fusarium verticillioides 7600, 1202 nucleotides long. RefSeq names its product 50S ribosomal protein L24e. Bases 77 to 739 code for a protein of 220 amino acids. Gene Ontology annotation, cellular component: nucleolus. The transcript has 3 exons. Lineage: Eukaryota; Fungi; Ascomycota; Sordariomycetes; Hypocreales; Nectriaceae. The record is from RefSeq and is a predicted model, not a curated record. Gene Ontology annotation, biological process: ribosomal large subunit biogenesis.